AUGGCGGCGGCAGUCUCGUCCGCUGAGCUGCAAGCCGACAGCUUCAAGCGCCUGUAUCCCGAUCAAUACCUGGCAAAGCCCACCUCGAUCGGGCUCGGUGUGGUGUCCACCGCCGAUGCCUCGGCGCUGGUCAAGGUUGGCAGCACCGCAGCGCUGGCUGGCAUCAAGUGCGAAGUGAUGCCAGCGUCAGCAGACACACCCGAGGAGGGGCGCCUGGCGCUGCAGGUAGAGCUGGCGCCGCUGUGUUCAGCAGACACGAGGCCGGGGCGGCCAUCCGAAGCGGCGGCGGUGCUGACCGAGCAGCUGAGCAGCUUGCUGGAGGGAGCGGGUGUGGUGGACCGCCGCCAGCUGUGCAUCGACCCCGGCAAGGCGGCCUGGGCGGUGUAUGUGGAUGUGUAUGUGCUUGAUGCAGACGGUUCACUGCACGAUGCCUGCCUGCUGGCUGUGCUGGCCGCGCUGUCCAGCCUGCGUCUGCACGCCGUUGCGGUAGACGACACUGGGCGUAUCCAGAAAGCGCCGGCAGAUGCAGCAGCGGCAGGAGCAGCAGGCGCGCAGCGGCAGCAGGGCGCUGCGGAUGGUGCGGCGACGGCGCUGCAGCAGCAGCCGCAAGGGCAUCAGCGGCGGCCGCUGCUGCUGGCGUGCCAUCCAGUCAGCCUGACCUGCGGCCUGUACCGCGAUCGGUUGCUGGUUGACCCUACAGCAGAGGAAGAGCCGCUCUUGGAGGCGGCGAUGACGACUACAGUGGAUGAGAGCGGCGACAUCCUGGGGUUUUACAAGGCGGGGGGAUCCGCCACACUCAGCCGGGAGCGGAUGCUGGAGUGCAUAGAGGCGGCUAAACAGCGCAGCAGGGAGGUGCGGGGGCUGUUGCAGCAGGCGCUGGAGGCGGCGGCGGCAGCGCCCAGCUAG
Messenger RNA from Chlorella variabilis, 906 nucleotides. RefSeq lists its product as hypothetical. The transcript is spliced from 5 exons. Gene Ontology annotation, biological process: U4 snRNA 3'-end processing; U5 snRNA 3'-end processing; exonucleolytic trimming to generate mature 3'-end of 5.8S rRNA from tricistronic rRNA transcript (SSU-rRNA, 5.8S rRNA, LSU-rRNA). Bases 1 to 906 code for a protein of 301 amino acids. Gene Ontology annotation, cellular component: cytoplasmic exosome (RNase complex); nuclear exosome (RNase complex). NCBI's taxonomy places the organism in Eukaryota, Viridiplantae, Chlorophyta, Trebouxiophyceae, Chlorellales, Chlorellaceae. The record is from RefSeq and is a predicted model, not a curated record.